This is a messenger RNA of Staurois parvus, 364 nucleotides long. The record is from the annotation of a GenBank genome assembly. Lineage: Eukaryota; Metazoa; Chordata; Amphibia; Anura; Ranidae.
CUUCUUAUACUCACUGUGGAACCUAAGGGGUAUAUCCUCCACAUUGUGUAAAAAUGAUGUUUGAUCCUGUCUUAUCUGAUCCUCCCCUUCUUCCAGUGUCUCCCAAAUAUCUCCUGAUAGAACAGAACCUAGGGGCAAGCUGCACAUGCUCCGUUUGGUGUGUACUGCAAGAGAGUUUUUUUCCUUGGGAGAGUGCAUGUGAUCAGCACAGGGCCAAUCAGCACUGUCCAAAAAGAGAGGUCAGGGGUUCUGCAUCCUCUUAGAGCAAAAUUAAAACUCAUCCUACAAGCUUUAACCAGUGCUCUGCUGGACACUGAUAGAAGUCACAAGACUGCUCUAACUGCUGAUGAGAAAAGGUAUUUAG